AUAUAGCAUGGUCCAAUGUGUCGAAUGGGCCACGUCGCAUAGCCCGGCCGGUGGAUCAAUAGAUAAGAAAUGGCUACUCUGUCUCACAAUGUCCCCGCCACAGGGACUCUUAAAAAGACCGUGCCAAUCCGGCCAGCAUGAGUGUUUCCGAGCCUAACCCAAGAGACACGCGAAGGUCGUUUGACUGCCCAGCAUGAAGAUCGCGAUUGCAGGCGCCGGAGACGUCGGUACCUACUUCGUCGAAGAAUUCAGCAGAUCUGGCCAUGAAGUCGUCCUUCUGACGAGCAAACACAAAGCCGCCUUAGAGACCCUACCCAUCAGACAACAGAUCACCGAUUACAGCGUCGAGGAUCUCACACUGCACCUCCAAGACUGCGACGCCGUGGUAUCGACCUUCUCCGGCCCCGAGGACAAAUAUAUCGCGGCCCAUCUCGCACUUCUGGAAGCAUGUACCCGGUCCCCAAAAUGCAAGCGCUUCCUGCCCUCGUCCUGGACUACCAAUAUCGAAGACUUCGGAGACCAACCGAUCAUGCUCGCACACUCCCGCGACACAAUCUGGAAGGCCCUCCGCGCACAGCACGAGGUGAAAUGGACCAUGGUUUGCAACGGGUGGUUCAUGGACUACAUUUUGCCCGCCUCGCAGCGGUAUUUGCGUGACGUCGGCGUGGGGUGGGUGAUGGACCACCGCAAUAAAGUGUUUGAGCUGUACGCGGAUGGACAGCAGAAGGUUACGCUGACGCCUGUCCGGGAUGUUGCUCGCGCGGCAUUGUCGAUACUGGAGCAUGAUGAGAUCGAGUGGAACGAGUUUACUCACUUUGGGGGGCAAACCUUCACCUAUCUUGAAUUGUAUCAGUUGAUCAAGAGACGGGAUCCAGCAUGGAAAUUGAAGAAACUGCCGUUUGCUGAGGUGAUCGAAAGGAUUACGUCGGGGAAGCUGGUUGGGGAAGAUCUCGACCUGGAGUACUUUAGACUGAUGGGCUUUACCAAUUGCAACAAGGUGCCGGAGGAUAGGGCUUUGACGUGGGGGACGGGCGUGUUGGAGGGUUUGCGGGCCCGCGGUGUUGAGGAAUUGCUGGAUGAGGCGGCUAAAGAUGAGACGGUUGUUCUUUAGCUGUGUGAGGUGGUACAGUAUAACUAUAUGAUAUAGUGGUCUAAGCAAGUGUGUGGACUAAGCCGACUGGGCCAGUAAAGGUAGACAAACCAAUUUAUGAUUCGGUAGGAACAGACUUCCAUCAUUCCCGGCGGGUUCCAGAGGGUCUGGGAAGAUGUAUGUAUGUGCAUUCUCUAGUUCAGGGUUACUGUAUAGAAUCUCAUUUGCACUGACAGAAGGCUUUGUGGAUCUAUGAAUCAUGCGUUCAUUGUCAAUCUACAGCUUCCCAUCUAAUCUGGCUAAGAGACCAUGAGCU
Aspergillus pseudonomiae is the source of this 1406-nucleotide messenger RNA. RefSeq lists its product as uncharacterized. Lineage: Eukaryota; Fungi; Ascomycota; Eurotiomycetes; Eurotiales; Aspergillaceae. The transcript has a single exon. The record is from RefSeq and is a predicted model, not a curated record. The coding region runs from base 194 to 1111 and encodes 305 amino acids.